This is a messenger RNA of Tripterygium wilfordii, 1360 nucleotides long. RefSeq names its product codeine O-demethylase-like. NCBI's taxonomy places the organism in Eukaryota, Viridiplantae, Streptophyta, Magnoliopsida, Celastrales, Celastraceae. The transcript has 4 exons. The record is from RefSeq and is a predicted model, not a curated record. The coding region runs from base 66 to 1124 and encodes 352 amino acids.
AACACACCACUGAACUCUCUAGCUAGGUACAAGUGAUAAUAGUGUCCUCAUCUUAAGUAAAACUAAUGGCCUUUCCAACCAAUGGUGAUUCAGCUAUGAUCAGUGUCCAGGAGCUCAUCAAAGAGCCCUUGAUGUUGGUCCCACAACAAUACAUCCGUUUGGGUGAUCAAGGACCUUCAACUACUAUUCUCUCUCAUCAUUCAAAUCUCUCACCUACUCUGCCAAUUCUUGAUAUGAAACUAUUGGAGUCAGGUUCUGAGCUUCACAAAUUGCAUUCAACCUGCAAAGAUUGGGGUUUCUUUCAGGUGGUGAACCAUGGUGUAAGUUGUUCAUUAAUGGAGAAACUGAGAUACGAGAUUGAAGGGUUUUACAAGCUUCCUGUAGAGGAGAAAAUGAAGUACAAGAUAAGGCCAGGAGAUGUUGAAGGGUACGGGUCGAUCGCCCAAGGCGAAGGAAAGCUUGAUUGGCGAGAUAGGUUCUCUAUGAUAACCAAUCCCCUCACCAGAAGAAAACCAUAUCUAUUUCCAGAGCUCCCUUCAUCUUUAAGGAAUACCUUAGAGCGUUAUAUAACCGAGUUGCAAGAACUCGGCAUGAAACUUCUUAUGGUUAUGGCGAGGGCUUUAGAGAUAGAGAAAGAGGAAGUGAUGGAGUUGUUUGAGGAUGGGAUGCAAUCGAUGGUGAUGACUUAUUAUCCUCAAUGUCCACAGCCGGAGCUGGUUAUGGGGAUUACGCCUCAUUCCGAUGCAAGCGGAAUCACCAUCCUUAACCAACUUAAUGGGGUGGAUGGUCUGGAGAUUAAAAAAGACGGGGUUUGGAUACCUGUGAAUUUUCUACCAGAUGCCUUUAUUGUGAAUGUAGGAGACAUAUUAGAGAUUUUAAGCAAUGGGAUCUACAGUAGCAUAGAGCACAAGGUCACGGUGAAUUCAAAGAAAGAAAGGAUUUCCGUAGCUUUCUUCAUGAGCCCUAAAUUUGAGGCUGAUAUUAGACCUGUUUCAAGUCUAAUCAAUUUACAAAACCCCCCAUUAUUCAAGAAAUUAGGGAUGGAGCAGUACGUCAAAGAUUUCCUUUCUCGCAAGCUCAACGGAAAAUCGUAUCUGGAGCAUAUGAAAAUCGAAACUGAUUAGGUCUCACUGGGAACACCAGUUGAUGCCAAAAAUUAAUAGAUAAUUACUAUGGGUUUAGCAAUAAAUAUAUUAUCCCGCGCUGGGUGUAGUAAAAUAGUAUGUUGUGGUGUGGCGUUGAAAUAAAGUCAUAUUUGCAUGAUGUGCUUUUACAUGGUUUUGUGUGUUUGAUGUAUGUAAUCACUAUUUGUACUUAUAAGUAAAUAAAAAUGCAGGGUCGUUUAUGGUGUGUGCCUAAA